This is a messenger RNA of Phytomonas sp. EM1, 1608 nucleotides long. NCBI's taxonomy places the organism in Eukaryota, Euglenozoa, Kinetoplastea, Trypanosomatida, Trypanosomatidae. The record is from the annotation of a GenBank genome assembly.
AUGGGAGUUUCUUGCACCUCGACUCACUGCAUUGAAAUCCUUGAUGCUGUAACAUCGAUCGUGGUGUACGAGGUGGUGGAUCUUCCACCUGUCGUUACUCGUUCUGAAGCAGGAUCGUUGCUUCGGUACACAACGCUUUCUUGUCUUAUUCGUUGCUUUCCAUUGUGUUGGCAGAUGUGCCAACCUUAUCUUCCACGUAUGAUAUUUGCGGCGACACAUCUCACUAACUGUGAUGAUGCUGAGACAAAUUAUUUGUGUAACGAAGUGCUGGCGGUGCUGGAGGCACUUGUGGAGCCGCAGCUCUUUUUGGAGGCCUGUACAACCUGUCUGCAGGGAUUUUCCUACGAUCGCAAUUGGAAUAUUUCAACUGCUGAAAUUCAUAGCACAGACGUCCACACUCCCAGCUCGCAUAAGCUUGCUUUGUCAUCGUCGCCUUCGACUAUUGCCAACACAGGUUUACUGGAGCUGCAUUCAAAGGAAAAGCUUUCUGUGUCAAGUCGUUCCUGCCUCUUGAGAGUACUUCCCUCUACGCAUUCUUACCAUAUGUUUUUCACCAGGGUGGAGAGCCGGGUGCGCAGUCUUCGAAAGGAAGAGUUGAUGCAUAUGAGUUCCUUGAUGGAUGGGACGAGCGUGCAAGGAAACUUCUGGCUGGCUGCUUUCGAAUCUCUUGCGGUGGCAUCCAUUUUCCCACCUCACGACAUUAUCAAACCUGUUCUAGGGGCCUUCACAGCAUUCUUUCUGAAAUUCAAGGCAAACCGUUGCACGAAGCUUUUGCGCAUGGUGACGGAGUGGGCCUUUCGCAGCGAUGCAGACUCGUUGACGAAAUCGAGUAUCCUUGUAGACCCAGACGCAGCCACAAACAAAUUGGCCGAUGAAAUAGUAUCUGAGAAUGUUAAUAGUGUGUUGAUUUCGCGUACAAUACUACAAAGAUCGCUGCUCUUUUACACUUUGUUUAACCAUCAGUUAGAGCUACUUGGGUCGAUUAUGGAGUUUGGCUACGGUGUAGCGCUCCCUUGCAUCGUGUCAACGCUGAGUAAGUACUGCUCGUCCAGCGGAAUGACCCACAAGUCAAUGUCUUCUCUGAUUAGCUUGUUGUUGGAAAGUGCUCUUGAUAGUGUGCGUCGUAUGUCUCUUGCACAGACUCCAGGUCCAGACUAUGAUUACAGCAUACCGUUGAACAUCUACUUUGCCAACACUGAGGUAUUUAACAGUCUUAUGCCAGUGCUAGUUCAUCAACUUACGAACUUAGCGUAUCUUGCAGAUGACGUGCAUGAUUUCACCUACCGAGCGCAGCACUCGAUCAUUCCCGCUGUACGUGCCUUCUUUGCUUGCUUGAAUUCCAAUAAACUUCAGAGUAAGAUGCAGGCAGAGCUGGUGCGGGGGCUGCGUCACCCCAAUCGUUAUGUGCGCCGCAUGUCAGUUGUGUGCUUGGAUGGCAUUUACGCAGACGGCGGUGAGGAAUUGGCUUCACGUUUAAUGGCUGAAAUGCUACCCACGGUGUUAGAGCUCACUGAGGAUCGUGACGAUACUAUUGUAGAGGAGGCUCGGAAGCUGUGCACAAACCUGUCCCAUAUGACAGGAAGUGAUGUGCUUCAUGCGAUGAGUUGA